AGGGCGAAAUAGUUGAAGAGUACAUAGAGCCCAUUGAGGUGGAAGCKACAGAGUUCGUUAACAGACAAUUCAUUCUAGACACCACAUACAGCGACAAGGAGCAAGGAGAUGAGUGGACCACUGAAACAGAGGCGGUGAGUACCAUCCUGCAACAGCCUGUACAGUCGGCCCCUCCCCCUAUCACCACAGAGGCCCACCCCCUGAACGGGGCCACGCCCCCAGGCACACCCCCUGCAGACCCGGUGGUCAGGAAGCAGGAGGUCCAGAACCUCUUGUCACAGAUGCAGGGGCCUUACAACUUCAUGCAGGUGUCCCUGCCGUCAGAGCAGCCCCCUGGCUCCUCUCAGACCCAGCCUGUCAACGGCCCCAAACCCCCACACAGCUCUGGCAUCAAUGUCAACGCACCACCAUUCCAGUCCAUGCAGACAGUAUUCAACCUCAACGCCCCUGUCCCGCCAGCCAAUGAGACGGAAGCCUUGACCCAGGCCAGCCAAUACCCAAACAGCUACAGCCAACAGGGCUUCAGCAGCCAAUCACAGCAGCUCCCUGUGGAGCAGACGGAGAUGCAGACGGAGCAGCUGCAGUCUGUGGUUGGUGCCUUCCACUCCCAGGACCUAUCCCUGCCCAGCCAGGACUUGUCCCUGCCCAGCCAGGACUUAUCCCAGGGGCAGCAGCUCAGCCAGCAGGGUCCAGGGUUUGGCCCUGGGGUCAGUCGCCAGGCCCAGUCCUUCUACAACAGCAGAGGCAUGACCCGCGGAGGACCACGUAAUGCCCGUGGCCUGGCCAACGGAUACAGAGGUUAUGACAGUUACCGGCCUCCCUUCACCAACACUCCUAACUCUGGAUACCAACAGGCCCAGUUCAACACACCUCGGGACUACUCCAACGGUGGCAACUACCAACGGGGGGAAGGAUAUAAUCAGAACUACAAACGUGGAGCGGGUCAGGGACCCAGAGGUGUGUCUCGAGGAGGCAAUGCCCAGGCCAUGAAGUCCUGAUUGGGCCUGUUUGACUGACUCUGACUGCUGGUUCCAAUUAACUCCUUGUCCUUGGCCCUGGCCCUAACAUUUCAAUGUUUUCAGAUCUAAGGCGACCACUCACACACACACCACACACACACACACACACACACACACACACACACACACACACACACACACACACACACACACACACACACACACACACACACACACACACACCGUACUGAAUGUUGAUCUGCUGUUUGUUCAGCGACCACCUGGACGUGACAUUUUGGUGCGAUUCUACGUGUAAAAUCUGUGUCAGUCGGCACUCUGUUCAGAGGUGUUAAGACCUCUCAGCUGGAAAAAGCUACUGGUCUGAGCCUUAAAACGUCAACCAGGUGUAGUGUAGACUGAGGUCUCUUUUCUUUGUCCUGAGUGGGACUAGGAUGCAACAAUCACAUGUGCAGUUUCCACCAUGUUGCGUUUUACAGAUCUGUAAAAACAUUUAAGGGUCCAAGGUGGUGUGU
Molecule: messenger RNA, 1492 nt
Organism: Salvelinus sp. IW2-2015
Lineage: Eukaryota; Metazoa; Chordata; Actinopteri; Salmoniformes; Salmonidae
Source: RefSeq, a predicted model, not a curated record